Pocillopora verrucosa is the source of this 2979-nucleotide messenger RNA. Its product is annotated as phosphatidylserine decarboxylase proenzyme, mitochondrial. The record is from RefSeq and is a predicted model, not a curated record. Gene Ontology annotation, biological process: phosphatidylethanolamine biosynthetic process. Gene Ontology annotation, cellular component: mitochondrion. Gene Ontology annotation, molecular function: phosphatidylserine decarboxylase activity. Lineage: Eukaryota; Metazoa; Cnidaria; Anthozoa; Scleractinia; Pocilloporidae.
CGGUCUUUGCAAAUGUCACCCAACACUCUGAACACCGUGUAGUUCUUCAAAAUUCAAAUUACACCUAUUUCAGGAAACUAGAGUUCAAAAAUAAAUUCUGUUUAAAGGGAAUCACCCACGCGCGUGUGAUGCUCAAGCUGUGGGCAAAGAGCUGAGAGGGAAAAUUUAUUAUGAUAUUUUAUUCCGAAGAUCAAAUUGUCAUAGACGUGCAGUUUCAUUUACGAGUGGACGACUCUCAAGUUACGGCCAGUGAUCAAGCAUGGAUGUCCUUUCUUCUCAAUACUCACACCAUAUUCAGCUUUUUUCUCAUAAUAAUUAUCACCAAACUCGGAAUUCUUCGAUCCGUCAAGAUCAAAAGUGUACAAGUUGAUAUCCAAGUUGUUGACCAUCCAGGCGCCCGAAGACUUGGAACCGCUGUAAGAAGUUACAUGCGAACCCUCCGAUGGUUCAGUAUCCCAGCGAGUGUUGGCUUCGCUUACGUUUGUUAUCAACAAUUCUGGCACAUCAGGGAGAGAGAAAAACGUAAAUUACAUGCUGGUGAAUCUCUUGAACCUAGUCAAUGGCAGGUUGCAUUGUUCAAGAAAUUGCCCACAAGAGCUUGUUCACGUGCUUUAGGAGCAGUUUGUGAUAUUGACUUGCCACCAUGGUUACGUAAACCCAUCAUUGGCUCGUAUUCGUGGUAUUUUGCCUGUAAUGUUACUGAAGCUGUAGAGGAAGAAAUUGUUAACUAUUCAAGUCUCGGAGCCUUCUUCAGAAGACAACUUAAACCUGAUGCAAGAAGAAUCUGUGAUGCAAGUUGUAUCGUGAGCCCUGCAGAUGGUACUGUUCUGCAUUUUGGUGAGGUGCAAAAUGACUUAGUGGAACAAGUCAAAGGAAUAACUUAUUCAAUGAAAACUUUCCUUGGACCUAAUCAACCAUCUGCUUCCACCUACAAAGAACUAGAGUCUAAUGACAAUAAAAAGCUUUAUCACUGUGUUAUUUAUCUUGGACCCGGUGACUACCACUCCUUUCAUUCACCAAGUGAAUGGAAUGUAAAGCAAAGAAGACAUUUUCCAGGAGAUUUGUUUUCUGUGCAUCCAGGAAUAGCUCGUAUGGUUGCUGGUCUUUUCAACCACAAUGAGCGUGUUGUUCUUACUGGUACAUGGAAACAUGGAUUUUUUAGUUUUACUGCCGUUGGAGCUUACAAUGUUGGAUCUAUCAACCUCAAGUUUGAUCAGGAUUUGAAGACAAAUUGUCCAGGGAGAUAUUCAGAAGGAUCAUUUGAUGAGUGUGAUUAUAUUAGUGAUGAACCUAAUGGAGUAUCCCUUGUGCGUGGUGAAAGAAUGGGAGCAUUUAACCUUGGAUCAACAAUUGUCCUGAUAUUUGAGGCCCCCACAGACUUUAAAUUUGAUGUGCAACCUGGACAGAAACUGAAAUAUGGCGAACCAGUGGGAUCUUCAAGAGAAGAUACAGAUUAGACAAAUUAUCAAUGUAGCUAAUUUUUGAGGUGGAGAUACAUGUAUUUUUGUUUUCUUGGGAUAUUUAAACAUGAGAGCUCUUUCUAAAUCUUCUUCUGAAACUUCAAACACUCAAGAUUUCCAUAUACCCAAAAAACAUGAUCUUAAGAGAAAUCUUUUGUCUUACCAUUGUUUUCUUUUACCAAAUUACUGUGUGCAUAAUGAAGUAUGGGGUUAUAUGGAAAUCUUGUCAAUAUCUCUAUGGUUUAGUUAUCAUUAAGUUGUUUUUGUGGAGGGCUGUGUUGAUUAUGUGGACCACACAUAUUAGCAAGUGGCUGUCUGCUCUUCAAAGAAAGAAACUAAUAAAAUAAUUCAAGUGGAAAAAUAUCACUUUAAAAAAAAAAACUGCUAUUGAAAUUAAAAGCAGCUCUAAGGUCUGCAGGUAAUUUUAUCAAUGACAUUAACAUUUGUCCAUGAGACAGCCCAUGUUCUGUCAAGGACUAAAAUUUAGUGAGUAUUGAAAACUCUUGAAUUUAAUUGUUAGUUUAAUUGAUUUGGGUGAGCUAUAUGAUCAUCUGAAUAUUUUUCAUUGUGGCUUUACAAAAUCUUAGUCUUGGUUGUUCAAACACAUUCAUGCAACUCAUUAAAUAUAAGGAUCAAAUUCUCUCUGAUUUUCAAUAUGACAUGUUUAAAAAUCCUGAGAAACUUGUUGAAUCUGUACAAAGAUUAUAUGGGAAAAAAAUAUUUAUUAUACAUAAUUUGUUUAUAACAAGGGGAACCAAUGAUAGGUGUGAACUGAUCAAUCAAUUAUACUUAUUUCACCUAUGUUAGGUCCACAAUUAGAAUUUAUUUUUACUAAAUGUUUACAAAAAGAAAAAAACAUAACAUUUUUUUUUUAAGGAUUAGACAUUUAAUCCUACCCCAAAAAUUAUUGAAAACAAAGUUUGUAAAGCCUGGUCCCAUUGGUAGGCAAGGUCAGGUGGAAUCAUGAAGAGGAUUUAGUUUGUGCAACCUUCCAUGGACCAGGUGUAGUUUGAGGACUAUGUAAGGCUGGAAAUGUUUUAAAUCCAUACUUGCAAGUAAAGUUAACUUGGUUCUGUAUGUAAUGUCCCAACAAUCUGUGGGAAUCACCAUAUACCAAUGUUGUUGGUGUUGAAAUUUGAUAGUAGGAAAGAGACUAAAAGAAACCUUGACAAAUUAAAGUAAAGUAAAGGACCCAAAAUACAGGAAGUGUCGCAUUUUAAUAGAAAAAGAGAAAAAUUGGAAAAAUAUGUGCUGCAUGCUCCAUUUAAAGAGCAAGUAUUUUUUCAUUCAGACUGGUAAAACUCUCCAAUGGUAGCUCAAUGUAGUCCACUUUAGUGACACAGUUGUUUCUGAAGAUACCUAGACUAGUUUUUACAAAGAUGAGAAAGUUACAGAAACAGUUCUGGCAACCAUUUAAGAAUUUCAAUUCUUAGGUCCUGUUGCUUCUUAUCACUUGUGUUAAACUCAUCCUUCACUGUACUGCUUGAAUUGUCAAUAAAAUGUUCUAAAUUUUUCAAAA